Naegleria lovaniensis is the source of this 2214-nucleotide messenger RNA. RefSeq lists its product as uncharacterized. Gene Ontology annotation, cellular component: nucleolus. NCBI's taxonomy places the organism in Eukaryota, Heterolobosea, Eutetramitea, Acrasida, Naegleriidae. Bases 1 to 2214 code for a protein of 737 amino acids. The transcript is spliced from 3 exons. Gene Ontology annotation, biological process: ribosomal small subunit biogenesis. Gene Ontology annotation, molecular function: protein binding; RNA binding. The record is from RefSeq and is a predicted model, not a curated record.
AUGUUGGAUGAUAUUCGCAAAGAUGAAGAAGAUCCAGAUGAUAAAAUUAUUGCAACUCUUGAGAAGAAAUUGAAAAUGAAUAAGAAAAAGAAAUCAUUGGAUGAAAUUGAUUUAGAUCCUUCCAAGCCAUCCGAAUUAGACCAAUAUGUCAAUGAAAAAAGAAUGAAUAAGAAGAAAUCCUUGAAAGAAAAUUCAAAACAACAAGAUGAAGACGACAAUGAAGAUGGUGAAGAGAUUGUUCCUGGAUAUGUAGAGCCUGAAAUUGACGAAGAAGAUUUACAAGGUUUUAAUCAAAAUGACAAAAUGUUUGACUCCAUGCUUGGAAAUAUUGAUCCAGAAGAUUUGAUCGAUCUCGAUGCUGAAAUAGAUGCCAUGAUUGAAUCUGAACAAAAUGGAAUGUCUUACUCUGACUUUUUGCAAACAGAAAUACCAUCACUAGCCAGCAAGAUGAGAAAUGUUAAUCCACAAUCUGAGUCUGAAGAAAAUGAAGACGGUGAGGAAGCUGAGGAAAAUUCAGAAGAGGAAACGACCACCGCUACAAAAUAUAUUCCACCACAUUUAAGGAAGAAGCAAGUUUUAGAAGGUGGCAAAAAGAGUGAAAGCUAUUUAGCUCUACAAAAAAACAUUCGAAAUUUGCUGAACAAAUUAUCACUGGCUAAUUUAGCUCCUCUCACAAAGGAAUCUCUAUCGUUAUAUAACAGCAGCAGCAAACAUGAAUUUCAUGAAAUCAUUACAAAUACCAUCAUUGAAAGCGUUUGUGAUACUGUAGAUUUGAAGAGCCAAUUUAUUUUGGUAUAUGCUGCUUUUAUUAUUGCUCUACACAAUAUUGGAGAUGUCAGCAUUGGAGCUUAUUUCAUUGAAAAGCUGAUUCAAAAAUUUGACUCCAUCAUGACGGAAAGACAUCAAGCCUCAAACUUACUGACUCUGAUUUGUCAUGUGUACAACCUUGGAUUAAUUUAUUGUGGCCUCAUUUACGACAUUAUUAGAAUGUUAUGUCUGAAUAUUAGCGAAUUGAAUGUAGAAUUUUUGUUCAAGUUGUUACAAACGUGUGGCUUCCAAUUGAAAAUUGAUGACCCAGCCUCCAUGAAAGAAAUUAUUGAAGUCGUUCAAUCUACUUUUGAGAAACAUGAAGAGAGUCUCAAAGAUGAAGGAUCACCAGUUGCCAAGAGAAUGAAAUUUCUCGUUGAAAUGAUUGUUGAUUUGAAAAACAACAGAAAGCGAAAAUUCCAAGAAGACAUCUCUGAGCAAUACAAACAAUUGAAGCAAACUGUGAAAGAUAUGCAAAAACAAGAGAAAAAAACUGGAGAAAACACCCUUAGAAUUCCAUACAGUGACUUGAUCCAUGCAGAAACAAAAGGACGAUGGUGGCUAGUUGGAUCAGCCUGGGUCGGAAAUCAAGUAGGAACAGAAAGUGAUCUUUCUCAAGCCUCCUCUCUUGCAUCCAUCAAGAGUAAGGACUUUAUUGCAAACGCUCUCACAGACAUGGAUUCUAAACUCAUCCAAAAGCUUGAGAAACUUGCCAAAGAUCAAAGAAUGACCACCGAUUUAAGAAAAGCUGUAUUCUACAUCAUUAUGGGAAGUGACGACUUUCUUGAUGCAUUCCAACGUCUCGUUAAACUCGGUAUUCAAAAGAAUAACAGAGAAAUUGCAAGAGUACUAUUACACUGCUGUUGUCAAGAGAAGAAUUACAAUCCUUAUUAUGGUAAAUUGGCAGAAAAGUUGUGUAGUGUCGAAAAAACAGGUCGAGCCUUCCAAUACACCUUUUAUGAACACUUUGAUGAGUUGAGUAAGAGUUCGAUUCGCAAGAUUAUUAACCUGAGUCAGAUUUUGUCUGAGUUGAUUGGAAAGGGGUGUAUUUCUAUUGCCAUGCUCAAAACUAUUGAUUUUAACUCACUGGAUCAAUUGGAGAUUGUGUUUUUCAGAUUACUCAUUCUUCAUUUACUUUUGGACUUUACUGAACUUGAAACAACACGAUGCUUCCUCAGACUUGCGAAAUUGGACGAGCACGAAGAAUUGAAGGAGAGUUUGAUUUUGUUCCUUUACCAAUUUGUGAAAAAGGAAUUUAGAAGAGGUUUCAUUUACGAGCUGCUGUCUCUUACUGACAUUUCAAAGAAGGAUGAUAAGAAGUGGCUAAAACAACAAGAGAAGUUGGUAAAAUCACGAGCAAGCCUCAUGAGAAAAGUUUUGAGAACGGAUUUGAACGAUUUGGAUUAA